CACGAGUCUCAGUCGAUUACAAGAUUUCUUUAUAAAGUAACGUGCAUCGAAGGAAGUCAAGUGAUUGGUAGACAGUAUUAAAUUCAUAUUAUUAAAGUCUGCUGGCAGUGAAAUAUCGGCGUUCCUACAAUUAAAACCUUUUUCAACUAAUUCUUAAAUUUGACUUAGCGCUCAGCGGACUGUCAUAUGCCGUCUGAAUAUUAAUAGUGAAGGUGCCAACCUUCACCCAUUUCUCUGCUCAAAUAUUACUAAAAAACUGGAAUAAUUUUUACUAAAUACAAAAUUGACCAUUGAAACGAGAUCAGUAUUCCUCGCAGUCAUAAUUGACAGCUUGUGACCUCAGGAACGACCACCACAAAUUGUAGAAGGGUUGAGACUUGAGCAAAGCCGGUGGAUAAAGAUAGGCGAGCAUUGUUACAUUGUUCAGGUGUCAGUCAAGAUAAACCAGCACUAUGAUGCAAGUAAGCACAAUGUACGCCCAAUCUCUGGAGCGUCAGUUAGUAUCAAGACGUUCACAACUGAUCCACAACCUCUCUCGCUCCAGCUGUGGCCAGGUGGAACCGAUGCGACAGGUUGCAGACGCCCCAACUUUGGACCCAUUACCCCCUCGGCCACCACCUCACAGCAAACAAGAGGGAUUACACGGUAGUGAAGUUGACCCCAAGGAGUGUACGGACCGUCUGUGUCGUCUGCCGUCGCAACAUCGAGGAGGACAUAUGUUAGGGUCACCAAGACGACACAAUGCUACGGCGACGGCUGUGUCCGCCGCUCGUCUCACUCAGUCCACGGGCAACCUCACUGUCCAGUCCGACCUCUCACUCCUGAGGAAGAAAGAGGAUCAUGCUUUAUCCCUCUCAGCUCCACAUUCUCCUGUUAUGGACAAAAAAGCUGCGAAAAAGGCCAAGGAGAAGCAAGAAAAGGAAGCCAAAAAGAUGCCUUCCAACUUCAUGCUGCUGACACCAUGGUUCACCAGGCAGAACUCUGAGAAACUCCUGUCACAGGUCCGCUCGGGAGACAUCCUGGAAUUUAAUAUUAAAUUCCACCACCACUGGGGCAUCGCCAUCGUUCACAAGAACAAAAAGCCAAGCUUAGCCACUCUGGAGUUGGCACAUCUUGUGCGGGAUAAGGACGGGCGCCAGAGAGCAGUCCGGCAGCCACUCAAAGACUACUGGCAUGAAGGGGUCACAGCCAGGGUCAACAAUUCCAGAGACGUUCAUAAGCCUCCCCUUGCCGCGGGCGAGGUUACCUCAGCAGCCCUCAAGCUGAUUGUGCAGCCUUACCGCGUGUGGCAGAACUCAGAACAGAUGGUUGUAUCGUGUCGGUAUGGUGAUGGGCAGCGAGCACGCCAGCUGAGCGACGCUGCCAGGUGGGGAUCACUGAGCAGGUGCGUGGGUCUCUGGCUCACCCUCACCUCCUCCACACAUACCUCUCCUACUGGAUCCCCAGGACCACUCAGGAAGAGAACAGUCUCCGUCACUUUCUGAGCAGCGAGCACCUGGCCUAGUAUGGCACCACCACUUGUAUUAAACAUUUUUAUUUGUAAAGGGAAAGGUGUUAUGAAGGUGUAGAUAUUUUUUUUAUGCAAGAAUUUAUUUGCAAUUAUUGUACAGAUAGAUUAUAUUUUGAUUUAUUGUGUGUAAUCUAUAAAUAUACAAGAAAAAUGUCUUCUGAAGAAGCCUAUCAAAUGAAAAUAUUUUUUACAUUUGAUUGGAUUUAUUGUGAAUGGGAUACUUCUAGUCUUUGUAUUUUUUCAAAAAAUGAAAAUGAUAAACUUUGUUGAAAAAUAAUAAAAAUAUGGACAAUUGUACUUCCAUCAACAAAUUAUUUAUGAUGGGAGUAAUACAGAUAUUUCCAAGUUUAUGGUUGAUCAUUUUGUAAAUAGAAAAUUUAUUAUGCUUAUUAUACAUUGUACCUAAAUUAGGAAUUAGAGAACAACAAUGGGUCUUGAGUCACACACACUGUAUAGAACUGUAUUCUGUAGUUUUCUGGUUAGUCUUCAGCUCUUGACUCGUGUUCAAAUUCUGUUGAGAAACUAUGGGUUUGAGAGUAAGCCGUGAGUGAAAAAGUGGAAUUGGAGUAACUUGACCAGUGCCUGGUGUUGCAAGUAACUUGACCAGUGCCUGGUGUUGCAAGUAACUUGACCAGUGCCAGGGGUUAGAAGUGAAGAUGAUUCAGGCUGCCAUCAGCCUUUUCUCUACCACCAGGAAAGUUAUGACACACAAAAUGGCUUACACAGGUUAUGUACAAAAGGCAAAACAAUUGAGAUUGUAUGAAGAAAACCAUAAAUCUUUUUUUGUUGUUGUCUGAAGUCAGAGGAAUAUGGACAAAGUAAAACUUUUGGAUGUUAGCAGCCUGUCUUCACCUGUUUGUGUAUUAGGUUUCAGCUUACAAGGCUUCAUUUUAGCUGAGCAUCGCUAGUCGAGACUAUUUUAAGCCCUAAAAUACAGAUUAAAAAUUAAUCACAAUAUAUACACCGUUAUAGACAUUUGGAAGGUCUGUGCAGUUGAAGAUAAUAUAUGUUUAAAGAAUUUCGUUUUGCUAUUCUAGUUGCAGUAAUGUCAUACACUCUUAUCUCACCAUGCUCUGACACUGAAAAAUUAUUUCUCUCGAGCUAAAAAUGUUUUAUCAUUCCUGAAUCUUGAGCUUCUCUGAGUACAAUUUUCUCUGAGUGAAAGAGCAUCAAUUUUGCUACUAGGCUUUACUUGCCACUUUAUAUGAUUAUAUAUAU
Messenger RNA from Cherax quadricarinatus, 2728 nucleotides. Its product is annotated as lethal (1) G0469. The record is from RefSeq and is a predicted model, not a curated record. Lineage: Eukaryota; Metazoa; Arthropoda; Malacostraca; Decapoda; Parastacidae.